AUGCUCUAUUUGCUUUACUGGAGAAAAUCCUCAAAUAGAUAAAUCGAUUAAAAAAAAAAUAAAGUGAUUCCAGCUCUUGAAUAACCACAUUUAUAAUUGCAUCGUUCUCAAUCGGUUGAGCAAACUAUAAAAAAAGAUUUUAGGCGCAAAAUGAAUCGCCUAGGAACUCAAACAGCUGAGACUGUUAAUGAAUCAUCAAAUAAAAUUUAACAAAGCACUCUUAAGACUACAUCAUAAAUGUUUUCAUCAAAAUAUUAGAUCAUUAAAGUCAGUUCCAAUCUUGUUACUCUAGAUAUUUCUUAAUAACAAGAAUAAUUUAAAUCAAUACCUUCAAUGCAAGAACUACCAGAAACAGUUAGAACGCAGGAUACUAAUUUAUUGACUAUUAAAGAAUCAGAGGAGUAAAGAACAGAAUUCUUAAAUUCAAGAAUAAUUUUCAAAUUAAUUAAUAGAUUAAUAGUGUUAUAAGGAUUUUUAGGAUUUUUACUGUUUAAUAAUUUGCAUUUUGCAUUGGCAAGUCUUUUGUCAUUAAUUACGAUAUGGAUUAUAAGGUUUUCCUAAACGGCAAAUGUUUAUAUUGAUGUUCUCCAAUUGAUACUAUUUAUUUCUUUUGAUUUUACUUCUCUAUUUUUAUUUAAUCCAAAUGAAAUAUGGACUUAUACUUAUUUAGUUUUAUUAGCUAUUGAAGUUAUAUUGGAAUUUAUAAUUUUGAACACUUAGAAAUAAAAAAACUUUGAAAAUUUACAAGCUUCUGCUUAGCAAUACAGUUGA
This is a messenger RNA of Paramecium pentaurelia, 771 nucleotides long. The record is from the annotation of a GenBank genome assembly. Lineage: Eukaryota; Ciliophora; Oligohymenophorea; Peniculida; Parameciidae.